Messenger RNA from Amoebophrya sp. A120, 2390 nucleotides. The record is from the annotation of a GenBank genome assembly. NCBI's taxonomy places the organism in Eukaryota, Dinophyceae, Syndiniales, Amoebophryaceae.
CAAGAAGCAGGCUUGUGACUGUGAAUGUGAGACCUAGAAUUCUUGUACUGCUAAAACCCCUGGGAUGUUAUAAUUAGUUGAAACCGCCAGCAGACGAUAUGCAUAUGUGUGGCUUUGUUUCCUGUAAGUAGUCGAUUGCUUAGUAGGAGAGUGUGACCAUAAUUUCUAUAGCGAAAGAACUCUUUACUACGCCGGGAGAAGCAGAAGCAGUAGCAGGUUUAUAAUGAUAUUGACGACAAUGAAAUCGCUUUCGUUACGCCCCAUGAAUGUAUCCGCUUUCUCCGUUUUUUUUCGCCUUAGCGUCAGUGAUGUUCUAAGAAUCUGAAGGACAUUGAAAGGAAUUUUGGUUUUCAAUUAAUACGACUAAAAAGCGACAACUAUAGACCAUGGUUCUUCUGGAGCCCCGGCUUCUGGCCGCGGAGCCGAAAAGCAGUCGGCUCUCGACGGUCGAGCAGGCAACCAUUGACGGGAAGAUCGAGCAAGUGCUCGGCAUGCAGGUGCUGAAGGAACCAGAGCUGAUAGAAAUUGUGUCCCGAACGGAGCAACUGCUCCGCGAGGAGUCCUAUCCUCUGCGAUAAAAGUUGUACUUUGUACUUUGAAAUUGCAUGUUAGUUUGAUUGCAUGACGCAUUUAUUUUCUCUCUAUACGUAAAGGUAAAUCCGCACGGCGAAAAAAUCCAUACGUUAGUCGUUGUACUUCUGAUAAAUAAAUUGUUUUCCAUGUGUCGACUUACACAUAGUCCAAAGUACUUGCUUUUGUAUUGCAUAAGUCCAAUGUGGCCGCCGUAAAAUGCCCGAUUUCGGUGAUCGGCGACAUCCACGGCCAGUUUACGGAUUUGAAGGAACUGCUCAAGAUCCAGGGUGCACCCCCGGAACAAAACCUCUUUAUCCUGCGAAAAAAUUGUAAACAGUUACGCGACCUUGUGUUGCGUGGCAAGCAAGACAAAUAUAGCUAUCGCUAUGUCAUGCAGCAAAUGCUAUACUAAUACUGCCCUCGCUUCAUGCGUGUUUUCCCUCAUGAUCUCCGCGUUCCCAGUGUUAUUUUCUGCCAUGCAGGGACAUCAGUGUUGAUGCUGCCACAAACAAUUUGUAACUGUAAAAUUCUUUUUCUUUGGAUACUCUUAUUCCUGGGCGACUACGUAGAUCGAGGUUACCACUCCGUGCUCACGGCGACGUUGGUGUUUCUCUACAAGAUGAGGUAUAUUUUUGACCGACAAGCUACCACACUUCUUCGCAUUUUUUUAUGCUAGAGGCUUCAUUUCUUUGCAAAAUCAUCAUGCUGGUUGAUGAGCUUCGGAUUACUAGGAAGGACGUUUCUUGUCAUGCGUAUAUUGAUGCAAUCAGAAAGAAAAAGAUAGAAAAUGAAAACCUCUUGCCCCUUCAGAUUCCCGGACAUGGUUUUCCUGCUACGCGGCAACCACGAGAGCCGACAAGUGACGCAGGUGUAUGGGUUUUUCGACGAGUGCAUGCGCACCUACGGGUCUCCCACGGUGUGGAACGCGUUCAUGAACGCGUUUGAUUCCCUCCCCCUCACCGCGCUCAUCGAGGACCAGAUCUUCUGUCCGCACGCCGGCCUCUCCCCGAGCAUCGAAACGCUGGACGACCUGCGAAACCUGAACCGGUUUAUCGAGGUCCCGCACGAGGGCCCGAUCUGCGACAUCCUCUGGUCGGACCCGGACGAAAUCACCGGGUGGGGCAUCAGUCCGCGGGGCGCGGGAUUCAUUUUCGGGCAGGACGUCUCGGAAAACUGGAACCACCAGAACAACCUGCGACUUAUCGCCCGCGCGCACCAACUGGUCAUGGACGGCUACAGCUGGGCCCACGAGCGGAACGUGCUCACGAUCUUUUCCGCGCCGAACUACUGCGGCCGGUGCGGCUAUGGAUGUGUCAGAGUUGAAAUCGACAAAGUUGAAAUGAUUUGCCAUGCAUAAAAUGCGACGCAAAGACUGACUCUAUUGCUGAAGGCGCAAGGGAGGCAGAUUCUAGCGCUGGUAAGGGUCAAGAGAAAGAGUUGGGCUGCUGACUAGCAUGACAGGGAGCAGCCAUUUUUCCCUAAACAGCAUGACAGACUUGCUUCAGAGGCCAGGAAAAUUUCUCAUGCGCCGAUUGGAAACUGUGGGUCCAACUGGUAUAGAUUUUAUGCAUCACAAAAUAUAAUUUCAACUUUGUUAAUUUCAAUCCUGACAGUUCCAUAGCGGCAACCGCGGCGCGGUGAUGGAAAUAGACGAGCACCUCAAGUACACGGUGUUGCAGUUUGACGCCGCGCCCGAGAACGAGCCGCUCGAAGGGAAGAGCGAUUUGCCGCUGUCGCCAACGAGUUCCUCCGCCUUGGGCGCGACCCAGCACGCUCCAAAUCCAAAACUCCGCCUCAUGCCCGACUACUUUAUUUGA